This is a messenger RNA of Monopterus albus (swamp eel), 7267 nucleotides long. RefSeq names its product xenotropic and polytropic retrovirus receptor 1 homolog. The transcript has 16 exons. Gene Ontology annotation, molecular function: phosphate transmembrane transporter activity; inositol hexakisphosphate binding. Gene Ontology annotation, biological process: cellular response to phosphate starvation; phosphate ion transport. Gene Ontology annotation, cellular component: Golgi apparatus; cytoplasm; plasma membrane. The coding region runs from base 552 to 2627 and encodes 691 amino acids. NCBI's taxonomy places the organism in Eukaryota, Metazoa, Chordata, Actinopteri, Synbranchiformes, Synbranchidae. The record is from RefSeq and is a predicted model, not a curated record.
CCUGCCCCACCAUUAAGCAUAAAAACCAUUUUCCCCGUCCUGGUUGGAAGACGUUUCGUGAAGAAUGUCGCACCUCGUUUCCACCCGCCAACAUGUUCAAGACGAGUCGGUUUUAACAUUUUCAACUGCACCUGAAGACUGGUGGAGAGAGUCAGAGGCUGAGGAGCUGGGGGAGAGGAGGGGGAAGGAUAGCGAGACCCAGCUAGCGCUAACGCCAUGAGCCUGCUUACUACCAGCUAAACGCUAUUUGACGAGUGAGCUGCUACAGAUAAAACAGAAAUUUAAAUAUUUUUCUUCAUCUAAGAUGUGACACCACUAGCAUCCCGACGCCUGUGUCUAAAACGACAGAAAUGUGUGCCGGUAGCUAGCUAGGUUACCGUAAAACAAAAAGGGCAUCUCAGUCCUGGACCGAGAUCCCUGUUCAUAAUCUUCGGAUGAGAGUUUCUGUGUAAACGUCGGUGAACCAGUGCGGUAAAGGCUCUCUGUGCUCGGCUGAACCGAUCAGGUUCUGGUUACAGUGAAAACAAGCGGGGGACCAGCGAACCGUCAAAAUGAAAUUCACAGAGCAUCUCUCGGCUCACAUCACCCCGGAGUGGAGGAAGCAGUACAUCCAGUACGAGGCUUUCAAAGAGAUGCUGUAUGCUGCUCAGGACCAGGCUCCAUCCAUUGAAGUCACAGAUGAGGAUACAGUCAAGAGGUACUAUGCCAAGUUUGAAGAGAAGUUCUUCCAGAUGUGUGAAAAAGAACUGGCCAAGAUCAACACCUUCUACUCUGAGAAGCUGGCUGAGGCUCAGCGGCGAUUCGCCACGCUGCAGAAUGAGCUGCAGUCCUCGCUGGAUGCCCAGAGAGAGAGCUCCGCCAACAGCCGGGGCCUGAGGAGGAGGAAGACGGUGUUCGCCCUGUCACAGCAGGAGCGCUGCAAACACAGAAACAUAAAGGACCUGCAGCUGGCCUUCUCAGAGUUCUACCUCAGCCUCAUACUGCUGCAGAACUAUCAGAACCUGAACUUCACAGGUUUCAGGAAGAUCCUGAAGAAGCAUGAUAAGAUUUUGGAGACGUCGAGGGGAGCUGACUGGAGGGUGGCCCAUGUCGAAGUGGCUCCAUUUUACACAUGCAAGAAAAUCACACAGCUCAUCUCAGAGACUGAGGCACUGGUCACAGCAGAGUUGGAAGGUGGUGACAGGCAGAAGGCCAUGAAGAGACUGAGGGUGCCUCCCCUGGGAGCUGCACAGCCUGCUCCUGCUUGGACCACCUUUAGAGUUGGACUUUACUGUGGAGUACUCCUUGUCUUAUUAGUUACUGUGGUCAUUACAGGAAUUGUGGUGAUUCGUAAGGAUGAUGUUUGGCCCAUGGUCCGGAUCUACAGAGGAGGCUUCCUGUUAAUAGAAUUCCUCUUCCUGUUAGGCAUCAACACCUACGGCUGGAGGCAGGCAGGAGUUAACCACGUACUCAUAUUUGAACUUAACCCCAGAAACAACCUGUCCCACCAGCAUCUGUUUGAGAUUGCAGGUCUGUUGGGGGUGCUGUGGUGCGUCAGCCUGCUGGCCUGUCUCUUCAGUGACAGCAUCUUUGUGCCAAUGCAGGUGAACCCUCUGGCUCUCUACGGCUUCUUCCUCCUCUUCCUCAUAAACCCCUUCAAGACCUGCUACUACAAGUCACGCUUCUGGCUGCUCAAACUCCUGUUUCGUGUGGUGACAGCCCCAUUUCAUCGUGUAGGCUUUGCAGACUUCUGGCUGGCUGACCAGCUCAACUCCCUGGUGGUGGUUCUGAUGGAUCUGGAGUACAUGAUCUGUUUUUACAGUUUUGAACUGGACUGGAACAGCCGUCAUGGACUCCUCAGAAGUAAAGGUAAAGACGUGUGUAAUUCCUACUCCUACGGUGUCCGUGCAGUGAUCCAGUGUCUUCCUGCGUGGUUCCGAUUCAUCCAGUGUCUGCGACGUUACCGUGACACCAAACGGGCCUUCCCUCACCUGGUUAACGCUGGGAAAUACUCCACUUCCUUUUUUGUCGUCACCUUCAGUGCCCUCUACAGCACACAUAAAGAUGAAGCCCACGGUGACGCCCAGAUCUUCUUCUACUUGUAUAUCUGCUGUUUAGUGGUUAGCUCUUGUUAUACUCUGGUCUGGGAUCUGAAGAUGGACUGGGGUCUGUUUGACCGCAAUGCAGGAGAGAAUACCUUUCUGAGAGAGGAGAUAGUCUACCCACAGAAGGCCUACUACUACAGUGCCAUAGUGGAGGAUGUGCUGUUGCGUUUUUCAUGGACUUUAACGGUCUCCCUCAGCACAGUCUCUGAGUUUAAUAACAUCUCUGACAUACUGGCUACUGUGCUGGCCCCAAUGGAGGUCUUUAGGCGUUUUGUGUGGAACUUCUUCCGAUUGGAGAACGAACAUCUGAAUAACUGUGGUGAGUUUAGGGCCGUCAGAGACAUCAGUGUUGCUCCGCUCAACGCUGAUGACCAGACCCUGCUGGAGCAGAUGAUGGACCAAGAGGAUGGGGUGAGGAACCGACAGGGCAAGAAGAGCUGGAAGAGGAGCUACAGCAUGAGUCUACGCAGGCCACGACUCGCCUCACAGUCCAAAACCCGUGACAUCAAGGUUUUGAUAGAGGACACCGAUGAUGACUCCUGACAUCAGGCCACACCCCUCGCUUGGGUCCAGAAUUUAUUCAAAGGAGGAAACUCCACUUCCUAAUUAAGAAAUUACCCAGCGAGUUGGGUGUUGAACUCUCAACCAAGGAAGAGUUUUAAACUCUCAUGCCUGCAUAAUCCUCUUUCAGUGCAUGAGCCUAUGCUUGGGUUCAGAACUAAUUCAAGAGAAGAACUUGAACAGACUUGAACAAACGACCAGGUUGUUCUCCUACUCCUACCUUCAAUAGUAAUGAAGGUAGGCUUAUCACAUAAACUCUACCUACCCAAACAGUGGGUGAAAAAUGUCUCUCCCUGCCAUCUAUGACCACACAGACGUGGGCACUUGAACUACACCCAGUCUUCAGCCAUUGUCUGGGGUCUGGCCCUGACAGGACGUGUCUCUGCUCAGUGCCCCACAACUCCCACACAGGGAGAGGCGGAUGGCUUGAAGCCUAUUGCUGUUGAGGACCAAAGGGUUAUAUCUCCACCCUUAGCUAUUAGUUUUCUGUUACAAUCCCAGCAUCCAGGUAACGCUUUGAGAAAGGUCUUGAAUAAGUAAUGUAUCCACGCAUCAAGAGAUUUCAAGGCAACCUGGCAUUUGGAGCUGAAUCCCCUGUUUUUCCAAAAAGAACCAAAUGGCAUAAACUGUGUCCUCCUCCUCCUCUUUGUCAACCUUUAUAGGCCGUGUGGUCUUCUAACCCUUGGUGUUUACUGGCCAAGAGAUGACGCCAGCGAACAUUUAGUACCACCAAUCAGUCACUGGCUUGACUUCCCUUAAGCUUGUCCCAUGAAAUCAUCACAGAGCUGCCUACCUGCACCUCACACACUUUAGAAACAUGCACACACAAGAGUGAAUUAGAAUGCUUAGUGUGUAUUCACACAUACAUAGUGAUUUUUGAAUAUUGUUUAUGAACAUUCAACACUUAUUAUUUUUGAGACCUUGGGAAACCAUACAAAACACAUAGACAAUAGAUCAUUUGUAACUGAUGUUGUAAAUACGAUGGACCAAAGUCGGAGGUGGUGUGAAAAUAUUCAGAAAACAUUAAGUACUCCAUAAAAAUUAAAAAGUGGUAUUUUGAGUUCAGACCGUUUUAGAACAGCAGCUGGAUUGAGCUGAGCUACAGAGCUGAGAAGGUAUUUUAAUUUGUUUCCGUAAAAAGAUGAUCAUCUUAACCGUCCUCCAGUACUCCCAGUCACCCUGUGUAGAUAAACUGUCCUUCAUUGGGAAAGUUAAAACAUUUUUCCUGAAUCUAUGUCAACUUCUUUAUGUAUGUUUGAUGUCAACCCAUUUAAGAUGGUCAAGUUUUAAGACUUUAAAAUAUCUGAGUAAGUGAGGAAUUUUGAUUUUGUUCCCUUAGAUCUUGAUAGAAAACCUGAAGACUGUUGAAAACUGUUAAAUUGUGAAACAGUAAUAGUCAUCCAUGAAACUGGUUCCUGAUGAUGAUGAAAACGGGGGAGGUCGCUUGUCUGUCACAUACUGGUUCACACUGUCAUGAUCAAAAGAAUGUUGUGGUUAAACCCAAAUGAAGUGGCUCUUAUGGCUGGUUCUGUGGUGAUGCUUCAAUGUGAGUGAACCUAUUUGGCUGUGUUUACACUCCUGAGAUACAUGCUGUCUUAACUCAGGUUCCAUAAACACUUCAGUUUGGAUUUAACACUUUAAUGGCUGGUCUGACCUUUCUGAUUUGACACAGCCUCAGUCAGCAGCAGGAUACACACAAUCACCAUGACAUCAUCUGUAUAUCAUGUCAACACAGAAGGCACCAAUGUCAAAGUGUGUUGUCAAAUCAGAGCCACAGGGUUAAAUCGUCUUUUGUUGUUCAGUAAAAGCAGGUAGCUGUGGUCACACUGGAGAAAAUGUUUUUCUAAAUAUUUCCACCAGAGUGAAAAAUGGUAGUUUUGUUGCUUUCUUUUCACAUUCCUAAAGUGCUUGACUCAAAUACAGUGUUGCUGGUUGAUCCAACAUCAGCUCGUGCUAUGGUCUUAAGUGAGCCAUCCGUAAAUGGCAUUUAGUUGAGGAAGUUUUGUUUAGGUUUUCUUUUCUGUUUUUUUUUUUAACUUUUUGCUUUUAUUAAUUAGCCAUUUGCAAACCAUUUUGUAUUCAUCCUCAUGAGCUUAUUAAGGCCUGUGGUUGCAAUAUGGAAUGAUUGACUUCUUCAGGAAGCCCCGACUGAGGUCAGUCAUAGGUCAGCAAUAAGAGUUUAUAAUAAGGUUUAUUUGCACUUUAAUACCAAGAUUCAUUUUCCUUUGUUUGUUUUCCUUCUCAUCUGACAAGAGCUCACAGAAUAUUACAUCUGAUGAUCUUGUUGGUUUCAUGUGCCUCUGUCCAGUUACUUUUAAACGGUGAUAUCUCCCACCCAGGUAUUUCUGUAGUCUACUGAUGUAAAUCGACUCAAAUUACAGCUGAGACUUGGUACUUUAGUGUUUGUUGUUUUACUUCAAACUGAAUAUGCUGAAGAAUAAAAAUGUAUAAUUCUCAUUCAACAUUAUAUAAACUAUUGUAGCAAUAUUUGAUAGGUCUAGAGAAGUUACUCCAUUUUAAUGGAGUGCAAAUAGGCAGUCACCCCAGAGGUAACAGUUUUGAUGUUUUCCAGGUUCUCUACAUUGCUUUUUGUUGCACUGCUGGAGCUCAGGGUUCCUCUGUAUUUUACACCCCUGCACAUACAUGCAUAACCUCAUACAGCCUGGAAAUAAGUGCACCAGAAUUGCCCUCCUGUUUGUGUGUACAUUGACCUUGUGAUUAAAAGAUCUGCAGUGGCUUCAGGUAGUAUUUAGACCCUUUACUUUUUGCAUACUUGAUUUAAUUUUGAUUGGAUGAAAUUACCACUAUUGUCCAUUGGUCUACACUUGAUAACAAAUAACCACAAAGUACAAACAGGUUUUUAAAAAUCAUCUAAAGUUUUUGACAAAUCAAAAACUGAAACAUCUCAGUAUUCAGAGCCCUUACCAUGGCACCCCAAAGUGAAGCCACAGUAUAUUGUUUAAUCACAAAACAUCUGUUAUCACGCUUCGAAAUGAGGGCGCUGCCUUUGCUUCUUUCUGUCUUCUUGCAGUAGACACAAUCAUUCCAUCCAAAGAAAACUGUUUAGUUUUCUGCUUCUAAAUGCAGAGCAUUUCUUCAGGACUAUUAUUUUCAGUUUCCUCAGGUUUUCAUGUUUCAUGUUGAGACGGGUUCUAGAAGAACUUUGAGUAUUAUAAAGCCAUAGUGACAGAGAUGAGAUGAGAAGAUUUGACCUCAGGACACUGUGAUCACAUUUGAACCUAGCCUGCUAAUUCACAAGCAGCACAUAGCUACUUGACCCCCACCCCCAAGUUUACAUACCGUUUUUGACAAUCCUUCUUUAAUGAAUGUACCAUUGGGAACCUUAUUCCACGAAUGUAUUUGUUUCUCACAUGAAUACACCCAGAGUUGUUCUUCAGCUUAGCUAAGGAAAACUAUAAAUGUGCAUCCAAAUCCAGUGUGUUAUUUAAUUUUGUGGGAUCAAUGCAAUGCCAAAGAAGGUGAUAUCUCAGCAACUAUGUUAUUUUAACCACAACCAAGCUGAGUGAUCUUAGAUGUUAAGCUAGAUGCAUCGCUCUAACAUUUCAGCUCUGGGCAGGCUGAAUACGCUCUGAUGGAAGCGGACCAGUUUUCACUGGGGUGGUGGUAACAAACCAUACCAUUUCAGUUAACAAUGUGAUUUCAUUUUCUGCAUUCCUGAUGAUGCCUCACGCUCCCAUUACGCAUGAGCACCACAUUCUUAUAAAAGAUGUUUAAGGUUGUGACAGACAUGUGACACCCCCCCUUUCCCAGCUGUCAGUCAGAUGAAAUCCACCAUUAGAGGGCAGGCCUGAGUACCAGGCUGGGGCUUUGGUAUUAACGGAAAUGUCUCUGAUUUCAAUCUAAAUUAAGCAAAGUUUUGAAUAUUUUAUUCAGACAGUUCUGGGAAAACUGUUGUGUUUACACAACAUUUAACACUUGAAAAGCUUGGCUUCUUUUGUCAAAUAAAAAGAGGUCUGUGAAGAAACCGUGGUCACGUUUCACUGAGUGAGCUACCAGAGCUACAGAUACUCAGCCCUUGUCAAGAGUGGUGGAGUCUGCUGGUCCAAACAGAAGUUCUUUCAGAGUGUCUUAGAAAAGAUUAAAUACACAUUAUCUCUUUUUUUUUUUCUUCAAUAAGCCAACAUUUUACAGUGUCAUCUGUUGCUUCACACGGGGGCCUCAUCCAAGAACAUUUUCCUUGUCAUGAGUUGAUUGACUGAACUACAGUAUGCUAGGAAUCCACUCAGGUCAUUGCAUUAAGUUCAUAAAGAAACAUAGGGUACAUCCCAAAUCUCUUGCUGUAUAAGCACCAACACAGCCUCCCCGCUUCUCAGAGCGGACAUGAGAGUUUUGGGACUUUCUCGAUCCUGGCUUGACCCGGAUGUUGUUCUAGUCAAGUGAGGACCAAGGCACAAUCAUAUAAGAGACUUGAGAUACAGCCAUGGUCAACAUACUAGCAGACUUUCCAGCAUUCAGUUGAAACUUUCCAAAAACCUCUUUUGAAAUUUGAAGAGAAAGAACAUUUAGUGGAAAGUUGAUGUGUCUAUUUAAUACUUGUUAAGAUAAUCCUGGUUGUCAUUUCAUAAUAAAAAAUAAAUUGAACCCCACUGAAGGUUGAUUUC